Molecule: messenger RNA, 318 nt
Organism: Clunio marinus
Lineage: Eukaryota; Metazoa; Arthropoda; Insecta; Diptera; Chironomidae
Source: the annotation of a GenBank genome assembly
AUGAGCUUGGAAAUAUUUAGAAGAAGCGAGAAACUUACCGGACUUGGAACAUUUUUCUCUUUCAAAGUCAUCGUGUUGAUCAAUAAAUCACCGAAAACUUUAUUGGUGCGGAAUUUAUUAAACUUUAAUGAAGUUUAUCUUAAACAAUGGUUGAAAGAACUAGAAACUCCAGAAAGCUUUAAAAAUUUGAUUAAACUCGGUGUAAGUGCUACUGGCUUUGAUCAAUACAUGUUUCAUUUCUACAGAAUGCAUAAACAAAUCUUGAUUACGAGGAUAAACUUCAGUUAUAUAUCUAGUCAUGCCGUAGUGAAUAAUUAG